Molecule: messenger RNA, 3150 nt
Organism: Perognathus longimembris pacificus (Pacific pocket mouse)
Lineage: Eukaryota; Metazoa; Chordata; Mammalia; Rodentia; Heteromyidae
Gene: Me2
Product: malic enzyme 2
Exons: 16
Coding region: 322-2076 (584 amino acids)
Biological process (GO): malate metabolic process; pyruvate metabolic process
Cellular component (GO): mitochondrion
Molecular function (GO): malate dehydrogenase (decarboxylating) (NAD+) activity; NAD binding; malate dehydrogenase (decarboxylating) (NADP+) activity
Source: RefSeq, a predicted model, not a curated record
AGGCCGCGCGGCCUGAGGCGGAGCCCCGCCCACCACCCCGGCCUGCCCGCCUCCCAUUGGCCCGCGCGCCCGUCCGUCCGCCCAUGGCCGCGCCGGGCUGCGCAGCUUUCCUGGCUACCUCGGCGAGUGUGGGGCCGCCCUCGCCAGAGCGAGCCUGAGCUGGCGCCGGCUUCGGGAAGCUCGGCGGUGAGCAAGGCCGGGCGGCGCCGGGAAGCCGAGCAUCGCGGGACGGACGGACCGGCGGGGCGCACGGGCGGCAGGGCCGCGGACCUCUCCCGGAGCAACACCACCUGUCGCGGGUGAGACGCGGUGAAAGAAAAGAUGUUUUCCCGGUUGAGAGUAGCCACCACUCCAUGUACUUUGGCAUGUCGUCGUCUACACAGGAAAGAGAAAGGCAAGCCACUCAUGUUGAAUCCAAGAACAAACAAGGGAAUGGCAUUUACAUUACAGGAGCGACAAAUGCUUGGUCUUCAAGGACUUUUACCUCCUAAAAUAGAGACACAAGAUAUCCAAGCCUUACGAUUUCAUAAAAACUUGAAAAAAAUGACCAGCCCUUUGGAAAAAUAUAUCUACAUAAUGGGAAUACAAGAAAGAAACGAGAAACUGUUUUACAGAAUACUACAGGAUGAUAUUGAAAGUCUAAUGCCAAUUGUGUACACACCCACAGUUGGUCUUGCCUGUUCCCAGUAUGGACACAUCUUUAGAAGACCUAAGGGAUUAUUUAUUUCAAUCUCAGACAGAGGUCAUGUUAGAUCAAUUGUGGAUAACUGGCCAGAAAAUCAUGUUAAGGCUGUUGUGGUGACCGAUGGUGAGAGAAUUCUGGGUCUUGGAGAUUUGGGUGUCUAUGGAAUGGGAAUUCCAGUAGGAAAGCUUUGCCUGUAUACCGCCUGUGCAGGAAUACGGCCUGAGAGAUGCCUGCCCGUGUGCAUUGACGUGGGGACUGACAACAAAGCACUGUUAAAAGAUCCAUUUUACAUGGGUUUGUAUCAGAAACGAGAUCGUUCGCAGCUUUAUGAUGAUCUGAUUGAUGAGUUUAUGAAAGCAAUCACUGAUAGAUAUGGACGGAACAUACUCAUUCAAUUUGAAGACUUUGGAAAUCAUAAUGCAUUCAGGUUCUUAAGAAAAUAUCGAGAAAAAUAUUGUACCUUCAAUGAUGAUAUUCAAGGGACAGCUGCAGUUGCUCUAGCAGGUCUUCUUGCAGCCCAAAAAGUUAUCAAUAAGCCAAUCUCAGAGCAUACAAUCCUAUUUCUUGGAGCAGGAGAGGCUGCUCUUGGAAUUGCAAAUCUGAUAGUAAUGUCAAUGGUGGAAAAUGGCCUCUCCGAAGAAGAAGCACAAAAGAAAAUCUGGAUGUUUGACAAAAGUGGUUUAUUGGUUAAGGGGCGAAGUGCUCACAUAGAUCCCCAUCAGGAACCAUUUGCUCACCCAGUCCCAGAGUAUGUCCCUGAUACUUUUGAAGACGCGGUAAAUGUAUUGAAACCUUCAGCUAUCAUUGGAGUUGCAGGAGCCGGCCGGCUUUUUACUCCUGCUGUAAUCAAAGCCAUGGCGUCUAUCAAUGAAAGACCUGUGAUAUUUGCAUUAAGUAAUCCUACCACAAAGGCUGAAUGCACACCUGAAGAGGCUUAUACACUUACAGAGGGGAGAUGUUUGUUUGCCAGUGGCAGUCCAUUUGGGCCAGUAAAACUCCAAGAUGGAAGAGUCUUCACACCAGGUCAAGGGAACAAUGUAUAUAUUUUUCCAGGUGUGGCUCUAGCUGUUAUUCUCUGUGAAACCCGACAUAUCAGUGACAGUGUUUUCUUAGAAGCUGCAAAGGCACUGACAAGUCAAUUGACAGAUGAAGAGUUAGCCCAGGGGAGACUUUACCCACCACUUGGUAAUAUUCAGGAAGUUUCUGUUAAUAUUGCUAUUAAAGUUACGGAGUACCUGUAUGCUAAUAAAAUGGCUUUCCGAUACCCAGAACCUGAAGACAAGGCCAAAUAUAUCAGAGAAAGAAUAUGGCGAAGUGAAUAUGAUUCCCUGCUGCCAGAUGUGUAUGCCUGGCCAGAAGCUGCGUCCCGCCCUCCCCAGAUAACAGAGUAGAAGCGCUGUACAGUACUGUCCAUGCUUCAGGGAACGCUGCCUUGUUUUUUUUAAGGCAAAGAUAAUGUUCUCAUAUUUAAGAUGUGGCUGUGUUUUAUUCUUCCUCAUAUGAAUUGCUUGACUUAUUUUUUUCCCCAUGAAUCUACAUGUCUGUUGGAGAUAGAUUUGUUGAUGGCAAGGAAUUACCCUACAGUCAAAUAAUCACAGAAUGCUUUAGUCCCUAUGUUCGCCCAUAUAAGAGAUUUCAAAAAUGGUAUUUGUGGCUGUCUUCAUUUGUAUUCUUAUUCAUGCUUGCCAAGGUAUUUGUUCUUUACUGUUUGAGCUAAUUAUCUUCUCUCACCCACUUAUUUUGGGGGUAUUAAAGGAGAAACUUACUUCUGUGAGCAUGAGAAUUUUGAGAAGCUAGGAAAGAAAAAUUGUUACUAUCUAAAUAUAUAUAUAUGUAUAUUUUUUCUUUUAUCCUCAGGCUGUGAAACUCCUUUAUAGGAGACAGAUCUGGGAAAAAAUACGAAACAAAAACAAAAAUACAAAAAAAUAAAACCACCCUUGCUUAUUUUCUAGAACUGAAUCAAGGCUUAACUAACAUUUUGAGAGGGUAAUAAGAACUUAGGAACUACUGUUGCCUGUAGGCAAAUAAAACUCAUUUGAAAGAACAGUGUAUAAAAAUCACUUUUAUUUAAUAAUAAUACCAUAAAUUUAGGUUUCACUAUACUAUCUUAUUGCCCAGCUAGAAAUUUCAUUCUGUUUACAAUGAAAACACAUGGUUUCAUACUUUGAACUUCCAGCUGAUGGAGUAUGUGAUACUUCAUACAUACCUUAUGUCUAACAUCAUGUGACUUUUUGAAAAUAAAUGAUAGUCUUGUUUCACAUGUGAAUGAGUUGUAUUUAACUAGAGAGACUAAGCUAGAGAGACCAUACUGAAAAUCCUAAAGGAAAAUCCAAAAGUACCCGGACAAUUGAUAAGUUUGGCCUACUGUGAUAGUGUCUGACUACUGUGGGUACUUGGAGUGGACAAAAUUUCUAAAUGCUCACUGUAGACUAGUGACAAGAAUAAAAAAUGGUUACCUAUCAGCA